CUGACAUGUGACCGCCAAACACCAAGCUGGCCUUUCCCGCCAACAUCUCCGAUCACCCUUUCUGUCCUGUCGCUCUAUGGGACUCCUUGGUUUUUGACUGUGACCAGGAGACUCUUCUUGCAUGCAUUUUCCUUUCUGCACUUGAGCUUCUACUGAUACUAUGGGCACCGCUCGCAACUGAAGCUCUUUUUCUUGUCUCAUUAAAAAAAACCCUCGUUUCGGACAAUACGUCCACGGCGCCGGCAUCAUGGUGGACUGGCUCAGCCUUGCGGUCCCCGUAGCCUAUCUAGGCAUUCUAAUCGGCUCAUUAGCGACAUUCUCUUCUCUAUACAGAAAACGAAAAGCUGUCAAAGCAACCUCCCUCGCGCCAUGGUUUCCGCCUCAUCUGCAACGAGAUAUAUACUAUUCUCUCCUUCAUCUUGAGCCUCCCGCUUCAGGAAAGGAGAAGGAGAAGGAGAAAAAGGCUCCUCCUGUUCCGGAGACUGUACUCAAGGCUGCACUUCUGCGGCGCGCUGCUGAGGACAUCAACCGUGUCAUGGCUAUCCGGAGUCAGAAGCAGGCGCUGGCAAUGUUGCUACAACGUGGAAGCGUUGGUGAUGAUCUAUGGAAUCGGUUUCUGAGAGCGGAGAAGGAGAUGGAGGAUGAGGUUCGCGAUGUUGUCGCUGAGGCCAAUGCAUAUGUCCCCGGUUGGGGCCAGACGAUCUUCCAGUCCGCUAAUGAGAUGAUCAACAACGACAUUUUCCGCCGACGUAUUCAGGAAAUGCAGUCUAAGACGAAAGACGAGCGGGAGUGGUGGGACCACAAGAAGGCUACUAUUCAGGAAGGAUUUAUGAAGGAGCUGGACGAGGAAGCAGCUGGCAAAAGCGGCUCUGUUCCUGCUUCAUCUGCCCCAACAACUUCUGCAACAAAGAAUGCUGAACCGGCCGCUCCAUCUGCCACAGCCAGCGAUGAUGAUGCUGUCCUAGUAGAGGCAGGUGGCCCAGCAGCUCCUGAAACAGGAAGUCCCAAGAAGAAAAAGAAGGGCAAGAAAUGAACCCCUAUUUCAGUCAGGU
Molecule: messenger RNA, 1052 nt
Organism: Paecilomyces variotii
Lineage: Eukaryota; Fungi; Ascomycota; Eurotiomycetes; Eurotiales; Thermoascaceae
Product: Pre protein translocase subunit Sec66-domain-containing protein
Exons: 3
Coding region: 248-1033 (261 amino acids)
Biological process (GO): post-translational protein targeting to membrane, translocation
Cellular component (GO): Sec62/Sec63 complex
Source: RefSeq, a predicted model, not a curated record